Molecule: messenger RNA, 3265 nt
Organism: Chlamydomonas reinhardtii
Lineage: Eukaryota; Viridiplantae; Chlorophyta; Chlorophyceae; Chlamydomonadales; Chlamydomonadaceae
Exons: 8
Coding region: 459-2432 (657 amino acids)
Molecular function (GO): metallopeptidase activity
Source: RefSeq, a predicted model, not a curated record
GUAGAUGCCAGUAGCGAGCGUGAAGAGGCUGCCAAACUUCCAUCGUCGGUCUGUCCCGAAUGAAUACGGACCGCUCACGUUACUGGCAAGCGAUGGCAGCUGCGCGCGAUGGCGAUUGCAUACAGUAUAUAUAGCGCAGUUGACGCUGCACCCUGUCAAUUCUAUAACUAGUCCACAAACAGCAUAAUAGCGAUUGACAGAACGACUGACAAACAACCGCCGCUUAUUAGCGCCUGCAUGCCGCUAGGACACUGCCCUACCUGUAAUAAUUAGCCAGCACCAACAUGAUAUCGCAGCGCGUGAGCCUAGUGUUGGCAGCCUGCGCCUUCUGCACGCUCGCAUGCGCGACUCUUCCCGGGAAGGCACAAGCCGACUCUGUUCUUGAAGGAGAACUUGAUGUGCUGAUACCAGAGCAUCGCCCAAUGGUCUACGUCCUCCGCGCCUCCAACGGAACAGCCAUGCCGCUGUCUCUCUCCGAGGCUGCCGCUGCUUCCCUCAUCCCGUACUCCGGCUACCGCAUCCGCGUGCGCACGCCCGCUGCCUCCUCCCCGCCCCCGGCCGGGAAGCCCGCCCGCCGCCUGCUGCGAGGCCUGCUAGCAUUGGACUCUACAAACUUCACCGGUGGCCUUGGAGUGAACGAUACGCCACUGGAUAUUGACUCCUUUGAGAUUUUGGGCCCCGGAGAUGGCUCAGGCGGCGCUAAGGACACGCCCAUGGGCCCCACCAAUAUCACCUCUGUCAUCUUCCUCCUUAGCUUCUGCGGAUACCGUCGCCCUGUGAGCGCAGCUGAUUUCCGUGCCAUGUGGUUCAACAAUGCCACAUCCACACCCACGAGCCGCAACAUGCAGAACUACUGGAGCACCUGCUCCAACGGCUUCGCGCAGAUGCCCGCCUCCAAUCAGGUGGUAGUCGAGGUAGACCUGCCUUGCGCCGGUGCCUACCUAGGCACGAAGUACAACAGCACGAACAACUGUCGCACCCAAGAACUGUACACCUGGCUGAACAUGGCGGAUGAUUACGCCCGCCUGACGCUCAAGCUCAACAUCAGCGCCAUCAAGCAGCGCGUUGCGGUGCUCCCCACUGAGAUGGACCCCUACUGCGGCUGGGCAGGCCUGGCCAGCGUGGGGUGCGCCGGCACGCGCUGCUACACCUGGAUCUCUGGCUCCUCCUCCAAGGACCUGUCCAUCUAUUUCCACGAGAUGGGUCACAACAUGGGUCUGGCUCACGCGAACUGGGCCAACACGCCCGACGAUCCCUACGGCGACUUUACGUGCGCCAUGGGCAGCGGCGUGACCUGCUACAACGCCGCCAACACUUGGCGCCUGGGCUGGCUGGACACACUGCCUGGCGCCGCCCUCAACUCAUCCAAUUUCGCCACCGGCCGCUGGAGCACCUGGUCCCUGCCGCGCCAGUCGGCCGGCACCUCGCCCCAGUCCAUCAUUCGCAUCAUGCCCGAUUGGGCUCCGCCGGCCUGGCGCCAAAACGCAACGCCGGGCGCAUCCGCGGUGCCGGCAUAUUACGUGUCGCUGCGCGCGCGCCAGGCGCCGUUUGAGAACUGGUUCGGCACGGACCUUACCAACCCCGGCCGAGUGCUGGUACACACCUCCAACCUGACGCAGUCCUCCAACUCGUACCAGACCACAACGCUUCAGGCCGUGCUCGCCGCCAAGGGCCGCUACACCGCCGCCCUGCCGUACGGCAUCACCAUCCAGGUGCUCUCCAUCAACGCCAGCACCGGCGCUGCCGUCAGCAUCUGCCGCGCUGACCGCUCCGCUGAGAGCCCCAAUGACGAGUCGUGCUAUGACGGGCUCGACAACGACUGCAACGGCCUUGCUGACGACGCAGACCCUGCGUGCCAGCCGCCUUCGCCGCCGCCCAGCCCGCCACCGCCCAGCCCGCCUCCCUCCUCGCCGCCACCCAGCCCGACCCCCAGCCCCAAGCCACCAAGCCCCAAGCCGCCCAGCCCGACCCCAAGUCCCAAGCCGCCCAGCCCGACCCCAAGCCCCAAGCCGCCCAGCCCCAAGCCACCAAGCCCAAAGCCGCCCAGCCCAAAGCCGCCAAGCCCAAAGCCGCCCAGCCCAAAGCCACCAAGCGCUAGCCCUAAGUCCGCGUCUCCCACGCCGCCCAGCCCCACUCCAUCUCCGCCGCCGCCGAGCCCAACCCCUUCGCCUCCUCCGCCCAAGAAGAAGAAGGCUUCACCCCCUCCGCCGCCGCCGAGCCCUACCCCGUCGCCUCCUCCGCCCAAGAAGAAGAAGAAAGACGCUUCGCCCCCUCCGUCACCGCCGAGCCCUACCCCUUCGCCGCCUCCGCCCAAGAAGAAGAAGAAAGACGCUUCACCCCCUCCACCUCCCUCUGCUCCCCCCUCCCCCACCCCGUCGCCGCCUCCUUCCAAGCGGGUUCGGAGAUCGCCGCCGCCGGCUACUGGCGCUUAGACGCCUGCGGCGUGUACAGGGAGCUGUUGCGGCAGCCAACAGCCAAGUGCCAGUAUGGGAGGCCUGCAUGGAGCUUCCACUCCCAGGAAACAUACAUAGACAGAUACAUAGGCGCUCAUCCAGGCCUGUGAUAGCCUGAUGGGUUCCUUCCUAGCUUCAGGUGCAUCCCCAUGCAUAGCAUGCCGCAGCGAUGCCUUUGUUGUGUGCUUGAAUGCGAAGAUCCUUAACCUGAUUGGCCUACACGCAGCCAUUGGGACGGUGUUGGCGCGCUGCCAUGUUCUGCGCAUGUGCGUGUGUGGCGUGCGCUGCAUAAGUGCGCCCCUCCAAUGGGAUCACUAUUCAUCCGAAUGCAGGAUUGCGUAUGAUGUAUGAGUGCAGUGCACCUGAUGUGCUGCCACCGCGGUUGUGUGCAUCUGCAGCCUUGUCAGGGUGCAGGCGGCGGCACUCUAUUUAUCCUCACGAAGUAUUGAUGAUACAUGCAAUUGUUACCCGAUCUAGCCCCUCAUGCUUUAGCGGCCUCAUAGAAACUUAUUUUGCUGGCGUGUUGCGGUGUUGCGAUGGGACUGUUGAUCAGUGAUAGACCUCAGGAUGCGGUCUGUGUCAGCUAAUUGAACCGCUACCUAGCAACAUUCAGCCGUACGGCUGUGUUUGGGGCCAGCUCUUGCAGCGCUCCUUGCAGCGCUGCAACGUGAAAAUGCUUUUGAGGUAGAGUUCGGGCAGGCGACUGCAAUAGUUGCUAUCCCACUUCAGUCACGCAAUUCAGUGACAAUGUAUCAUUGCACUGCAAUUCUGCCCGACCCCUGCUCUGCCCGGUCCGGCGACACUACCGUCAU